GUACAAUACAUGACAACCGCUGAACACCACUCGAACACCAUUUGCGUUUGACGGUGUUGAUGGUGUGUACAGCGUGUUCACAUUGGUUUAAAGUCAGGACGCAAAGGUGCGCGCGGUCGCAGUUUGUUACAACUCGCCCGCUUCGACACAUUCAGUUAUCAUCGACCGCGGACGAGGCGCAUGUUAAGACGACUCAACCAACUAGACUUAAACAAAAUAAACGCACGUUGUUGAUUUUUAUCGAUAAUAAGUAAUUUUUAAUAUUCAAGUGAUAUUGACAGUCGUUGUGGAGAUGAAUACACAAUUUACAAACUGGAUCAAAAAUAAAUAAAUGAAUUAACACGUUAUUAAAUAAAAUUUAAUCGGAAGAUACUUUGUUGUGUAUUGUUUAAUUGUAUAACUACCAACGUUAAAAAUAAGAUUUUGUGAUAAAUAAUAAAAUAAAAUGGAGUCAAAGGUAAAGCAACCUGUGAGUAAUAAUGACACCACAAAGAAUUCGUGGUUGUCUUUAAAUCCUCGAUCAUUACCAGAUGUUGAAAAUGGAGCUAAUGGUAAAUACUGGAAAACUAAAGAUGGGCUCGAAUUGAAUGGUACAGUGGAGAAACAAGAAAAACCAAUGUCACAUAUGACGGAAGUUGAGCAUCCUACAUCUUACGGUGAAACGUUAAUGCAUCUAUUCAAAGGCAACUUAGGUUCCGGUCUGUUUGCAAUGGGUGACGCCAUGAAGAAUGGCGGAAUAGUGUUAGGACCUGCUGCAAUUAUCUUCCUAGGACUUAUCUGUACUCAUUGUCAACAUUUACUGCUGACUGCGUCGACAAAAAUUGCCCAGAAGACCGGAGUUAAAGUUUUACCCGAUUUUGCUACCACCGUGGAACUGUGUUUUGAAAAUGGACCUCCUGCUACUCAGAGACUGGCAAAGCCGAUGCGGAAGUUGGUCAAGUUAUUUUUAUGUGUCACUCAGUUGGGCUUCUGUUGUGUUUACUUCGUAUUUGUUUCGAGUAAUUUUAAACAGUUGGCUGAUUAUUAUGGCUUUGAAAUUGAUAUCCAUAUCCAUAUGGCAUUAAUUCUUGGCCCAAUCAUAUUAACCUGCCUUGUGCGCAAUCUGAAGUAUUUGGCACCUCUAUCAGCAAUUGCAAAUAUCUUCAUGGCUGUUGGUCUAGUCAUCACGUUCUACUAUAUAUCGCAAGACCUUCCUGCAUUCAGUGAACGUGACUAUGUUGGUACAGCUAGCAAUUUCCCGUUGUUUUUCGGAACCGCGCUCUUUGCCUUUGAAGGAAUCGGUUUGGUCCUGCCAUUGAGAAAUGAAAUGAAAAAACCUGACACCUUCCAGAAAACGUUUGGCGUACUCAAUGUUGGCAUGGUUUUCGUCACUAUUGCUUUCACAUGUCUAGGUAUUGUGUCGUAUCUGAAAUUCGGUGACGAUAUCCAAGGAAGUGUCACCCUUAAUUUACCUGAAGAUGAAAUUUUGGGUCAGUCUGUAAAGAUUCUCAUCGCCCUUGCAAUUUUGAUGUCUUAUGCAUUGCAAUUCUAUAUCGCCAUCGAAAUUAUGUGGGGCCAAGUUGAAAAAACGCACCCGGCUAUGAAACAUCCAAUUUUCUAUGAGUUAGCAUUCAGGACUCUUUUUGUUUUAAUCACUUUUGUUUUGGCUGAAGCCAUCCCGUAUUUGAAUCUUUUCAUUUCUUUGAUUGGUGCCAUCAGCAGUACGGCUUUAGCGCUUCUUAUCCCCCCGCUAUUGGAAAUCACCACAUCAGAUAAAUCUGCUUUUAAAAUAAUGAAGAAUAUAUUUAUUAUUAUAAUCGGUGUGAUUGGUUGCAUAACCGGCACAUAUGAAAGUAUAGCAGCCAUUGUAAAAGCCUUCCAGGAGGAUAAUUGAAACCCCACGUCAAAGCGUAUAAUGUCUAACUAAUUGUGUGGCGUUGCGGUAACAUCAUAAACAUUGCAAAAAGAACAAACGCACAAAUUUAAACACGCUGUGAUAUGAUACCCAUUUGCUAUUUACCGCAGUAUUCUCUUCAUCGUAUUAAUUUAUUCUCGGCUUAACGAAAUAACGGACAAAUAUAUUUAAGUUGAACCUAGCAAAUCAUUUUAAGACAAACAAUAAUGACGCCCUUUAUUCUUUUACAACGACUUAACGAGUAAUUCUAGUAUUUUAGCCGCGUUUUUCUCAGUUACCUAACUUUUAUCAAAACCAAAAACCAUGUACAUACAAUGAUACAAUAUCCAUCAAACAAAUGAAGCAGUGCCUUUUAGAAUAGAGAAAUUAAGCUUGCGAGCCGUGCUCGAGUUUUACCUAUAUGUAUAAACAAAUUAAUAUCUGAUAGUUAAAAAAAUGUAACACAUGCAUGUGAUUAUUUAACCGAUAAACUCUGUGAGAUUUUUAAUUAUGUUCAAGAAUAAUUUAAGUAAUUAGUAUGUAAGGAUAGUGUUAACGAAAGAAAUAAAAAAUUAUAAUACGAAAAUACUAUAUAACAAUAAUGGACUACAGUCAAAUUGAUACUUUAAACAACUAUUAUAUUUUUUAUUUAAAAGUU
This is a messenger RNA of Dalotia coriaria, 2531 nucleotides long. RefSeq names its product neutral amino acid uniporter 4. Gene Ontology annotation, biological process: amino acid transmembrane transport. Gene Ontology annotation, molecular function: L-amino acid transmembrane transporter activity. The transcript is spliced from 8 exons. Lineage: Eukaryota; Metazoa; Arthropoda; Insecta; Coleoptera; Staphylinidae. The coding region runs from base 446 to 1873 and encodes 475 amino acids. The record is from RefSeq and is a predicted model, not a curated record.